Messenger RNA from Protopterus annectens (West African lungfish), 2014 nucleotides. RefSeq names its product cytochrome P450 7B1. Gene Ontology annotation, biological process: bile acid biosynthetic process; cholesterol homeostasis. The record is from RefSeq and is a predicted model, not a curated record. The coding region runs from base 102 to 1610 and encodes 502 amino acids. The transcript has 6 exons. Lineage: Eukaryota; Metazoa; Chordata; Ceratodontiformes; Protopteridae. Gene Ontology annotation, molecular function: iron ion binding; oxidoreductase activity, acting on paired donors, with incorporation or reduction of molecular oxygen; heme binding.
GAAGUUGAAGGGGCUGGUUUUUCACGUUCAGACUCGGGAGCUUCGCUGGAAAAGUUCUUUGCAGACAUUCCGGGGAUUAUAUUUGUCGUAUUUUGGCGACUAUGGAGAUUUAUCCGAUGUUUGCUGAUUUUUUUCAAGUGUUACUUUUCAUUUUUCUAGCGCCUGUGUUGUUCUUUAUAUUUUCCAGGAGGAUACGGAAACCUGGUGAACCUCCACUUGAACAAGGUUGGAUUCCUUACCUGGGAAAAGCAUUAGAAUUCCACAAAGAUGCAUACAAAUUCCUCCAAGCCCAACAGAAAAAGCAUGGGAAUAUCUUUACUGUGCAUAUUGCAGGCAGAUAUAUUACAUACAUUAUGGACCCACUACAGUAUGGAUUUAUCAUAAGACAAGGAAAGCAACUAGAUUUUCAGGACUUUGCACUUUCAAUGGCAUCAAGAACAUUUGCUUACCCACCAAUGAUUGAAACAAAGUUCCCAGGCCUGUCUGAGAAAGUGCACAAGGCUUACCAGCAUUUGCAAGGUGACUCACUGAACAAGCUCACAGAGAGUAUGAACAAAAAUCUUCAAUUGGUGCUUUGUGAGAAGAGCAUUCAAGAAACUGUGGACUGGAGGACUGAGAAACUAUACAGUUUCUGCAACCGUGUUAUGUUUGAAGCCAGUUUCUUAUCUGUUUAUGGAAAAUGUCAAGAUGGACAAAGACAUUCAUUCAUUGACAGACUCAAGGAAGACUUCAAUACAUUUGAUAAGAUGUUCCCAUACCUUGUAGCUAAUGUUCCCAUUGAAUUACUAGGAGCAACUAAAAAGAUUCGGAAAGAUAUCAUAAACAUUUUUUUGUGCAAAAAUGUGAUGAAAUGGCAUGAGACUUCAGAUGUGGUCCGCUGCAGGAGAGAUUUGUUCGAAGAGUAUGAACUUCGGGAUCAGGAAAAAGCUGCACAUCAUUUCGCUUUCCUGUGGGCCGCCAUGGGAAACACGCUUCCGGCUACAUUCUGGGCUAUGUAUUACCUGGUGAGGAACCCAGAAGCCCUUGCAGUGGUGCGUGACGAAGUGGACCACGUGCUGCAGUCAACACAUCAAGAAAUAGGUUUAGGAUGUAACAUCCUCCUCACCAGAGAACAAUUAGACAGUCUGGUGUACCUAGGCAGUGCCAUACAUGAAAGCCUUCGCAUGUGCUCAGCGUCUAUGAACAUUCGUGUAGUUCAGGAGGACUUCACUCUCAGGUUGGAAGGGGAUGAGGCAAUCAGCCUAAGGAAGAAAGACUGGGUAGCUCUUUACCCACAAAGCCUGCAUAUGGACCCUGAUGUUUAUGAAGAUCCUGAGAUUUACAAAUUUGAUCGUUUCGUGGAAAAUGGGAAGGAGAAAACAACAUUCUAUAAAAAUGGGAAAAAGCUGCGGUACUAUCUGAUGCCUUUUGGCUCCGGAGCCAGCAUGUGUCCUGGCAGAUUUUUUGCAGUCAAUGAAAUGAAACAGUUUCUGUUUUUUAUGAUCACUCACUUUGAUAUGAAACUGAAGGAAAGUGAAACCAGAGUAGGACUCGAAUACAGUCGUUCUGGUCUUGGCAUUCUAUUUCCAGAUUCUGAUGUUGACUUUCAGUACAGAAGAAGAAAGCCAUGAAAAUAAUUAAUGUGAGAUUUGCAUUAGAACUGUUUUCUUUCUGUAUUAAUGUAGGAAGCCUUCAUAAUGAGAAUGAGGCUAAUGUGAUUUAGUAGAACUUAUCUUCAGUGGAGGUAACUCACAAUCCUGUGUUGUGCCAUAAUGAAGGUGAAGUGAUAAAUGAAUGUCUGUGGUGUGAAAGGAAAUUGUUUUAAUUUGUUGUGUAAUCUUUAGUAAAUUACAGAAUGUUCUAAUUGUAGAAAAUGUUAAAAAUUUCCUUUUAGGGGAAAAUAAACAACUGCAGUCAGAAGAAAUAUUAUCUCAUAAAUGGCUAGCAGGUGGUACCUAAAAAAGCUGUACAUAUAAGUGUGUGUGUGUGUGUGUGUGUGUGUGUGUGUGUGUGUGUGUGUGUGUGUGUGUGUGUG